Messenger RNA from Arabidopsis thaliana (thale cress), 1359 nucleotides. RefSeq lists its product as uncharacterized. The record is from RefSeq and is marked reviewed. The coding region runs from base 201 to 686 and encodes 161 amino acids. The transcript has 2 exons. NCBI's taxonomy places the organism in Eukaryota, Viridiplantae, Streptophyta, Magnoliopsida, Brassicales, Brassicaceae.
AUUUAGUUAAGUCGGCUGAAAAAGUUAAAAUAAUAAAUAUUUUUGUAGGUAAUAACAAAAUAAGCAAACAAAAAAUUACGAUAAAAAGGUGGGAAAAAUAAGCUCUGUCUCACACAGCAUUAUCCAAAACUCAAAAUUACAGCGUUGAAACAGAAACCGAUCUCGUCGCUGAUUCUCUUUUCUUCGGAUCCUUCUAGAUAAUGGCUCGAUCUUUCUCUCGUUCACUUUCUCUAUCCAAAGGCCGUUUCGCCGCCGCGUCAUCCUCUCUCCUCCCUUCGUCGCACCUUGUUUCAUUCCGAUCUCAAUCUUCCGAUCGUCGGGGAGAUCUGUACGAGAUUGAUACCUCCGCGGCUUCUCAAUCGCCGUCGGAUCCUUUAAUACAGAAGCUAGAAGACGCCGUUCACCGGAUUUUUGUGCGCCGAGCUCAGCCUGAUUGGCUCCCUUUUGUUCCUGGUGCGUCUUAUUGGGUCCCUCCUCCUGGAUCUGGAUCUCAGUCUCAUGGAAUCGCUCAGCUCGUUGUGAAACUCGCGAAUCCGUUAACACACGAAGAAUCUUUAUCUACCAAUUCUUCUCAUGGAUGGCCUUCCUCCGAUUAUUUCCUUAAAGGUUCUUAUUGGUCAUUCUCUCUCUGGUUUUUUAUGGAUAAAGCUUGGAUUGGAAUCUUCAAUAUGUUACUCAUGCUUUAGCUACCAACUAAAUUGAUUUUGAAAUUGAUCAAAUUUUUGUUGAAUGUAAGCAUUCAUAUGAUUUAACUAGUGGCAGGUUUUUGAUAUGUUGAUAAUGCUAUGUCAAUCGUAAAGUUAGUCAUUGCUCGAUGCUGUUACAGGUUCUGAAUGGGAGAUCAUUAAUAUGUGAUUAACAUUUUUGAGAAUCUUUAAUCAUAUAGGCAGUACUAGCGUCUUUGGUGGAACAGGUUCUUAACUAGUUGUGGUGUAUGAGAAUUGUUUGAUUGUUGGUCAUUCGUUGACAUAUGGUUUUUGUUUAUUGGGUUUAGGUGUUCAACCUCAAUUGAUGGAGACCAAGACCGAGACAACUUCAAAUUCCGAGUCUCACUCUGAGGACGAGGAAGUGUAAAAAUGACACUGCUUGUUUGGGCUCUUCAGGAUCUCUUGUCAAGACCAAGAGCUGCCGAAUUCGGACAACCAAGAGCAAGUGAAAAGACGUGAAAUAGAACGACCAUAUUUCUAUACCUGAUACCAAAAUGUGGAAUAUCGAAUAAGACUAGUGUUGUAGGCUUGUGUAGCAUGUCCCGCUGUUUCUCUUUUAAACAGUUGUUGUAUAUAUAUAUCUCUGUUUCCUUGCUCUUUCACUUAUUUAACAAAGAGUUCAUGUUAAUGAAAUUGGAAAUGAGGUACUCUU